Arvicanthis niloticus (Nile rat) is the source of this 2704-nucleotide messenger RNA. RefSeq names its product protein regulator of cytokinesis 1 (gene Prc1). NCBI's taxonomy places the organism in Eukaryota, Metazoa, Chordata, Mammalia, Rodentia, Muridae. Gene Ontology annotation, cellular component: spindle; cytoplasm; mitotic spindle midzone. Gene Ontology annotation, molecular function: microtubule binding. The record is from RefSeq and is a predicted model, not a curated record. Gene Ontology annotation, biological process: microtubule cytoskeleton organization; mitotic spindle midzone assembly.
AGGUGUACGCAUGCGCACACUGAGGCCCGAGCUCUCCCUGCGCAAGCUCUUCCUACGCCCUGAGCGGUCUCUGUACUCCAGCCCUCAGGCCUAAGCUGCAGCCUUAUGCUGGAAGGGCGGGGCGAGGGCGGGGCUCCGUGAGUGGCGGACUCAGUAACCAAUUGUCAGGCGGCGCCGCCUCUGGCUCGGUUUGAAUUCCGCGGGGUCCAACGGCUCGGGAGUGGCUACUGAGUGAAGGUGAAAGCUGGUGCGACUGGUUACCGUUCUCCGUCCGGCGCGUGGGUCGUGGAAGGUCUCGAUUCUGGACGGCUUGGAGCAUCCACCAUGAGGAGAAGUGAGGUGCUAGCUGAGGAGUCUGUUGUGUGCCUCCAGAAAGCUCUAGCUCACCUUCGGGAAAUAUGGGAAUUAAUUGGAAUUCCAGAGGAGCAGAGACUGCAAAGAACCGAGGUUGUAAAGAAGCAUAUAAAGGAUCUUCUGGAUAGAAUGGUUGCUGAAGAAGAGAGCCUGCGGGAAAGGAUUCUCAGAAGCAUAUCCAUUUGUAGGAAGGAGCUGAGUACCCUGUGCAGUGAGUUGCAAGUGAAGCCAUUUCAGGAAGAAAAAGAAAUAACUGUCUUGCAACUAGAAAAAGAUUUGCGUACUCAAGUAGAAUUGCUGAGAAAACAGAAAAAGGAGAGAAAGCAGGAACUGAAGCAACUUCAAGAACAAGAUCAAGAACUCCGUGAGAUUCUUUGUAUGCCUCUUUGUGAUGUGGAGAGCACCUCUGUCCCCACUUUAGAAGAGCUGAACCUAUUCCGACAGCGUGUGGCAACUUUGAGGGAAACAAAGGAAGCAAGGCACGAACAGUUUGUCAACAUUAAGAGACAAAUCAUACUGUGUAUGGAAGAAUUAGAGCAAACUCCGGAUACAAGCUUUGAGAAAGAGAUAGUGUGUGAAGAUGAAAGUGCCUUUUGUUUAUCCCUGGAGAAUAUUGCAACAUUACAGAAGUUGCUAAAGCAGCUGGAAAUGAAAAAGUCACAAAAUGAAGCAGAAUGUGAGGGGCUCCGUGCUCAAAUCCGAGAGCUCUGGGAUAGGUUACAAACACCUGAAGAAGAGAGAGAACCUGUGGCUGCAAUUAUGACUGGGUCAAAAACCCAAAUCAGGAAUGCGCUGAAAUUAGAAUUGGAUCGGUUGGAAGAACUGAAAAUGCAAAACAUAAAGCAAGUGAUUGAGAAAAUUCGAGCAGAGUUGGCUCAGUUCUGGGACCAGUGUUUUUAUAGCCAGGAACAGAGGCAGGCUUUUGCCCCUUACUAUUCGGAGGACUACACAGAAAACCUGCUCCAUCUCCAUGAUGCUGAGAUUAUACGGUUAAGAAAUUACUAUGACGUUCACAAGGAACUGUUUGAAGGUGUCCAGAAGUGGGAAGAGAGCUGGAAACUUUUCCUGGAGUUUGAGAGAAAAGCUUCAGAUCCAAGUCGGUUUACAAACCGAGGGGGAAAUCUUUUAAAAGAAGAAAAGGAACGAGCAAAGCUCCAGAAAACACUCCCUAAGCUGGAAGAGGAGUUGAAAGCACGGAUUGAACAAUGGGAGCAAGAGCACUCAACCGCAUUUGUGGUGAACGGGCAGAAAUUCAUGGAGUAUGUUACAGAACAGUGGGAAUUAUAUCGGUUGGAGAAAGAGCGAGCCAAACAGGAGAGGCAAUUAAAGAACAAGAAACAGACAGAGACCGAGAUGCUGUAUGGCAGUGCUCCCCGGACACCUAGCAAAAGACCAGGACAGACUCCCAACAAGUCUGGCAAAGUACGCAAGAUGAACACUACCACCAUGUCUAGUGCUACACCCAAUAGUAGCAUUCGUCCUGUCUUUGGUGGAUCAGUGUACCGUUCACCUUUGUCUCGACUACCCCCUUCUGGUAGCAAGUCAGUAGUCACUCCUCUGUGUUCUGGAAAGAAAACACCUCGAACUGCCCGGCUUAGGGCCAACAAGGAGAACUUGGACCUCAAUGGCAGCAUCCUGAGCGCGAGAACUUUCAAAGGCUUCCAGAUCUGACGCUACUUCUCGAAUCCUCAAUUCAACGAACAUCCAGUCCUGAGAAUCCUUGCCCAGUUAGCCACCUGUGGCUUUCUGUGCCUAGACUGCCAUAUACAGGGGGGCGGGGGGUGACUUAAUACGUUUUCAUCAGUUCACAUGUUUGAAACAACCUUGGGUAGGUUCUGUUAACUGCACCUAACUUAGACAUGAAUAUGACAACUGCCAAAGAGUAGCAGUUGUUUCUGUAGUGCAAUCUCUGAGGUGUGUGUGACACAUGCUUGUCUGACCUGCUCAGUUUUUCUCCAGUCUCCCAUCCCUGUGCUCACUGUCACUAGGCCUAGUCUAUUCCCUGUAGAUGACAACCAAAUAGAGAGGCUAUCUGGGUAGGUUGGGCCAUUUCUGUCACGGACUCAGCAACUUUGCACAUCUACAGGUUAUAUCUGUAAUUGCGUCCACAACGAGGCUUUCUUUGCCAACCCAAUUCAUCACUACUCUUCCCAAAAGCACUAUUAUUUAUUCCUUCUCUGUCUGUGCCAGUUCUGCCAACACAUUAAAUGAUUCUUUAAAGCUUGGUCUGUAUGCUGUUUAUGUAUAUAGUUAACCUUUAAAAUACAUUGUUUUAUUUUUCUCCAAAUCAGUGGCUGCUUUGAUGUGUGUUUUUAAAUAUAUUAAAAUAAAAUUUAUAUAGUUACCUUUC